AGAUGACAGGCUGCCAGACUCCAGUGCCCAUCGCCUGCCUGAAAAUGUCUCUUGGGCUCUUUUUUUUCCCCCCUUUUGUCCUUUGAAACAAUGUGGAAAUGGCUGGGAUUUUUAUCGUGGUGGGGGAAGGAGUGGAUUCUCUCUCCAGACAGGAUGAUGAGUGUGGCUGUAGGGAGCAAGGCUCCCCAGAAUCUUGAUGCCACUCUAUAGCCCUCUGUCCCAUUCAUUCAGGGGUAGAAGCUGACCAUUCUGACUCCAGAGACUACUCUGGUCCCACUGGGAAGGGGAGCUUGACAGGGUAAAGGAGCCACACCCCUGGCUCUUAGUUUUUGCUCUGGGAGUCUGUAGGAGUCGGCUUCUUCUGGCCCCUUUCUCGUCUUCCAGCAACACUGGCCUCCAUCCUGUCUCUGAUUUAUUGCCUCAGGUUUUUCAGUCUGUCCUUUCUGCUUCCUACCACCAGCCUCAUUUUCUCAACCACUUAGGGAGCUUGAGCAAGUCGGUAAAUGCGCUCAGGAUGACCCUGAUUUCUGGGGGACAACAUGUUUUGGUCUUUGUCCCUGGCCCAUGGAUUUGCCCUUGAGGAUGGGGUAAAGCCUCUCCCAGCUAAGCCUCCUUGGUCUGAACCACACCUUUUUUGGAGGCAGGGAGGGAAAAGGUAUAACUUACAGAACUCCCCUUGGUGUGGGAGGCAGCAGGAGUGUAGAGGCCCUAGGUUCAUCAGGAUCACCUGGCUCCCCCAGGCUGAGCAGCUGGUGUGGAGGUGGCAAAGGGCCGAGAGUACCCUAGUUCUUCGAUUUGCCCUAACUGGAGCCAACAACUACCGUGAAGAUAGGGAAUGAGACUCUUGCUCCUCCCUCGCCAGGUCCUCAAACCCCAGUUCACUAGGUACAGGGCGCUAUCUUCUGGCCUUGUACUUGCCUUUCAUCUUCCUUGCUUUUAGGCAGGGAGGAUCUUGUCCCCUUAACCAGACAGGAGAGGGGCUGGCAGGAGAGAGAUGGCAGCCAGAGAAACCCAACAUUCUUGGAAAACUGCUCAAAACACGGUUGGUUUCCCACUCUUGAUUCAGCGUACCAAGGUCAUGAUUUGGGGUUUCACUGAAAUCAAUUGCCAUAAAUGUAAUUUCCACAGGCCUGCUUGAGACACAGGCCCUUGUAGGCAUAAAAAUACAAAGGAGGUUGGCUGAAGAAACAAGGUGGGCCUAGAGCUGUCCGGUCCCCUUGUGCCCUCGGGUCGGACAUAUUUUCUAGGCCGACGCGCUUCUCCCCCAGCCCCCAGGGGGCGCUGUGGGCGAAGUCGCCGCACUGCCCGCGGCAUCCCCGGGGAGGAGCCUCUCUGCAGCAGCGGCCGCCUCCGCAAUCGCAAACCCGGAAGACGCGCUCUGGCAGCUGGGAGUGUGGGGCCGGCCCGAUACGGCCAUGCAGCCCCUGGAGGUAGGUCUGGUUCCCACUCCAACGAGGGAGCCGAGACUGACCCGCUGGCUGCGGAGAGGCAGUGGGAUCUUGGCACACCUGGUGGCCUUGGGCUUCACCGUCUUUCUGUCUAUGCUGUCCCGGCCAGGAACCAGUCUAUUUUCCUGGCACCCUGUAUUCAUGGCCUUGGCGUUCUGCCUCUGUAUGGCUGAGGCCAUCCUACUCUUCUCGCCUGAGCACUCCCCAUUCUUCUUCUGCUCCCGCAAGGGUCGAAUCCGGCUCCACUGGGCGGGUCAAACCCUGGCCAUCCUUUGUGCAGCCCUGGGCUUGGGCUUCAUCAUCUCCAGUAGGACCCGCAGUGAGCUGCCUCACCUGGUGUCCUGGCACAGCUGGAUAGGAACUCUGACAUUGCUGGCCACUGGUGGCCAGGCGCUAUGUGGGCUUUGCCUCCUCUGUCCUCGGGCAGCCAGGGUCUCGAGAGUGGCUCGCCUCAAGCUCUACCAUCUGACCUGUGGAUUGGUGGUCUACCUGAUGGCUACAGUAACAGUGCUCCUGGGCAUGUAUUCAGUGUGGUUCCAGGCCCAGAUCAAAGGUGCAGCCUGGUACCUGUGCCUGGCACUGCCUCUCUACCCAGCCCUGGUGAUCAUGCAUCAGAUCUCCAGCUCCUACUUGCCAAGGAAGAAACUGGAAAUGUGAGUUCCACUCAACUCUGAAUCCAAGUGAGACGCUUGCCUUGGACUUCCAUGGUUCCUCUGAUGACCUUCAAGGGACCCAUUUCAGAAGUGGUAGGGUUUUUGCCUUUCUUGGCUGGGCCAGGUGCUGCAAAAACCCAAGCUACUAUUGCAGAGGUGAAGACACAGUGGGCUGAAGUGCAGAAUGUAUGGAGUUCGAGUGGAAAGUAAUGGGGUACUUGAGCCUACAGCCUCCACUUGAGCCUGAAGCCUCCUCUGGACAGAAGUUUGGGGAGGGGGUGAUGGUGGUGGAGGUUAUUUCUUUCUUGCACGCCUGAUGAAGACUUGGGCUCCUGUGAGUUACAAAUGGCAGCUAUGGAUAUUUGGGUCACUUUUGAGAAAGCAGUGUGGUGUAGUAGAGAAAGCCCAUGGAUCUUGUUAUAGGUUAUGUUCUGCUUAGCCUCUGUUGUGUGACCUUAGGCAAGUCACAUGCCGUAGGGUCUCAGGUUCCUUAUCUGUGAAAUGAAUGUUUCUAAACAAUGUAUAAGCCCCUUCUAUCUCUAACAUUCAGUGUCUAUCAAGUUGAUGUCACAGAGCACCCUCCCAGCUCUGGACCACGGGCUGGACCACUUGGCCAACUCAGGAUGUAGUUUUUGCAUUCAUUCUCCCUUUACCCCCCUGGAAGGACAGUUUUGCCCUCGUGGACUUUCAGGAAUCUAUUGAUUUGGUCCUGGAACAAGGCACAAGGGGUCAGGCAUUAUGAAGAGAAGGGGCCCAGGUGAGAGUCUCCUGGACUGCAAGACAGUAAAGGCACUAAUGUCACUUUAAAGCUUUUGGAGGAGCAGAAGGGCAUUGGCUUAAUCAAGCUUCCAGCUCCUAGCUGCACUUAUGGGGAAGAUGAGCCCAGCUAAGAACUUCCUUCAGCCCACCUCACAGAGGCUGCAUCCAGAUCUGGGCUUGAGAGCUGCAGGACCUGGGUGUGCUCCUUCCCCUGACAUCCAUUCCCAGGGGCAAACAGUCCGGGGCAUCUCAUGCCUUGUCCUGUCUUAGGGCUCAGGUUCUUGCCUUAGCACACAGCUUCAUGAAGCGAUUCUGAAGUUUUUAGAACAAAACAAGGGCCAAGGAAGUAGGACUGGGCUCUUCUGAUCCAGGGAGAACAAGGUACUCCUGGUUCUGUUUCUCCCCUUGUCAUUUAAGCUUUCCUCAGUUGUGACUCUAGCCAGCAUUUUGGCCCAGGAGGAGGCUGAGUUUGGUGCCAGCUGGCAGAUGAGGGCUGGGCCCUCUUCCCUGCAGAGACCCUUCCUCAUUCCAGACGGAAAGUAGUUCCCUAGACUGCCCUGGGCGGUGAGGGCCGGAUGCCAGACUGGUUAACUGUGGUCUGGCUCAGUCAGGAAGAUGGAGCCUCCAUAGAUCCUGGCAAACUGAAAACAGCUGAGCCAGGAAGGCUGCUGUUGAGGCAGGUAGAGAUAGCUCGGUGGAAACAGCUCAGUGGAAGCUCUAGGAGGCCUGGAGUGUAGGUGCUGGAGCUCCGGUUCCCAGGAGCAGCGGGAGGUGUUCCUAGAUGUCAGUAAUUUGGAUGUAUUAGGAUUUUGGAAGAUUCAGGAUCCCCUCUCUGGGUGGCUCAGAAGGAGGUUAGUAUGAUCCAACAGUAGAGGAACGGGGACUGCAUGGGCAGAAGUAUUCUAAGUGGACCUCACUGGGCCCCUCCUGGGUCAGAUAGCAUCUCCCAGGAGCUCUCCAGACCCUGAGCAUCUAAACAGAGGUCCCUCCUGUGCAGAGGGUGAUUGUUCCUGUCCCCUUCAUUGCCUUCUCUCUCCUCUCCAACUGUCCAGUGUGGUCUGAACUUGAAAGAAAUGGUUAUUGGGGCUGCAUGGAGGAGAGUCUCACCUAGGGUCACUAUGAUCCAGGGAUUCCAUCUCCUCUCCAUCACAUCUUCAUUCUUCCCAGUGCAGGGGGUCUCAUCCUGUCUACGGCAGGGUGAAAAGGCCGGUUAAGGUUCACCAGCCAGCUCUGUGAACCAAGCAGGCAGCGCCAUAGAGCCUGAGCUUGCCUGAGGUGUUGCCUCCUCCCAGGUGGUGCGGGGGGCUGGUGGGCGGGCAGCCGGGCGGGCAGGCAGGCGUGCUGACAGCCGGCAGUUUGCGUGGGCUGUGCCAGCUGAUGUCUAUUCCCAGCCCUGGGAGGAAGGGGGAAGUCAUUUAUAUUCUGCAGGAGGAAAGGGCCCCUACUAUCACCUCUCUGACCAGCAGCCUUGGAGGGCAGGAUUACAGGGCAGAGAGGAAGGCACAGAUCUCCUGCUUAGCCGAGUCUGACUGCUCAACAGGGAGUAGGUCACCAGGGGGAGCCCUUCUUUCUGGCAGGCCAGACUGUAAGGACUUCCCUUCCCUCCCCUCUUUCCAUCUCUCCCUCCAUCGCCACCUGCCCUCACAUCCUGGGGCAGCAGCUGGACAACCGUUAGACUUCAGUGCCAGGGCACUCGUCUCCAGCUGAGAUCGCAGUGGUGCCGGCCGCAGAUGCCUCCUGCUUGUGUGUUUCCUCCUUCUCACGUGCCCCCUCCAUCCCUCCACCUCCCUCUGUCUCCCCAUCUGGGAUAUUAGCUGGGCUCCUCAGCACCGAGGCAGAGGCCUUGGGGAAGAAGCAAAUGGCUGCCCUUUUUGCCCUUGUCCCCGUGGCUAGGGAAAGCUGCUAGUAGUUAGCCUGUUUUGCCUUUAAAAAAAAAAAAAAGCCAGGGUGCUUAGAUAUUUUGAUUUGUAUAUCAUUUGCACGCAUUUGCAUACCAGGUUCAAGUCCUGAUUCCAAGUAUAAUAUUCAAACUCAACUUUGAGAAUAUUGUAAAUAUAGGUGGGGUGAACAUUCUAGGUCCAGAUGUCCCAACCAAACCCCCAUCUUUCAGGUGACCACCCCUUCCCUUGAGCCCCACCAUGGCCUGGGGUGGUGUCGAAUGGCAGGAGCUCUAUGCCUGGGGAAGUGUCCCAGCCUCACUUUGGCUCUUCAGUUGCGUGGAAGGUAGGCUGCUGUCUCUUGCCAGCCUGUGCUUCCUCUUUCCCCACCCUCUCACCGGGCAGGCCACCCCUCCUCACUCCCUGACACCAGCCUCUCAUUGUCCCCACCUUUCCACCCCCAUGCAUGGCUGCUGUGGGUCUUGUUUUUGAAACCUGACUAGGAGAGCCAGGCAUCCUCCCUGAGCCAGCUGGCUGCUGUGCCAAGGCCUGUUUGGAGUUAAUAAUAAUCAUUAGCUGAAUGGUGCUGGGGCCUUUCAGCUCCAGAUCUCUAAGCACUUGCAGGCUGAGUCAGCCAGGCCUCACUCCUCCCCCCUUUCUUCCUGGGCUGCAGAGUGUAACCCAAUGGGAGGCACCGUGGGAGGGGAGAGAGUCAGGAGUCUUGCCUGCAGCCAUGCCUUGAGGCUUCUCUCAGGCAGUGGGUACUGAGAGCCCUGUGAGUGAAUUAAUAAGGCCUUUGCACCUGGCAAAGGUCAAGAUUUAGGGAGCACAGUGAAUGCUGGACUCAGAACUGUGCUCAGACUGGCAAAGGUGGCACUGACCCUGGACCUCUAGCUCUCCUGCCCUGUUUACCUGCUUGGCUUCCAGAGGACACCCCUGGUUCCAACGCCCUAACCUCAGCAUUUCUGGUGCCCUCUGCAAGCUUAGGGAACAGGAACACUUUUGCUUUAGUGGCCCUGAUGGCCCUGUGUCUAGCUGGCAUAAAUAGCCUGUGCCUCAUGAAUUGAAAAGUGCAUUGGCCUGGGAGGUAGGAGACCUGUGGUCUGGGUUACUCAGUUCCUAACACGGGUGUGGCCAUGGGUAGAUCACUUACUGCUAGACCUACCUCACAGGGAUGUUGUGAGGGUUAGACAUUGGAAAAUACAAAGCAUUAAACGAAUGUGAACAGGU
Loxodonta africana (African savanna elephant) is the source of this 5967-nucleotide messenger RNA. RefSeq names its product probable transmembrane reductase CYB561D1. The coding region runs from base 1416 to 2105 and encodes 229 amino acids. The transcript has 3 exons. Gene Ontology annotation, molecular function: transmembrane monodehydroascorbate reductase activity; heme binding. The record is from RefSeq and is a predicted model, not a curated record. Lineage: Eukaryota; Metazoa; Chordata; Mammalia; Proboscidea; Elephantidae.